AUGUCCGGCCGUUUUGUGCGUUCAUCCAAGUACCGCCACGUCUUCGGGCGCUCGACGCGAAAGGAGCAAUGCUAUGAUAACCUUCGAAUCUCCCGAAAUGCCUGGGAUACCAACUUAAUCAAGGUCAAUCCGAAGCAUCUCGCUGUCAAUUGGGAAGCUGGUGGUGGUGGAGCUUUCGCUGUCAUUCCCCUCGAGGAACGGGGCAAACUCCCAGAUCGCAUCCCUCUAUUCCGAGGUCAUACCGCAGUAGUCCUCGACACCGACUGGAACCCUUUCGACGAUGAUUUGAUCGCUUCCUGUUCCGAUGACGGCAAGGUCUUCCUCUGGCGGGUCCCAGAGAACUUCACUGUCCGCCCCGAUGCCGACGCCGAUGACAUCCAGGACAUUGCGCCUGUUGGCAAGCUCAGCGGUCACCCCAAGAAAAUCGGCCACGUGCUCUUCAACCCCGCGGCGGAAAACGUGCUGGCAACGGCCUCGGGCGAUUACACUGUGAAGAUUUGGGAUAUUGAGGCGGGUCAACCGAAGCUGACCCUGAACAUUGGCGACAUUGUGCAGUCCCAGUCGUGGAGUGCCAACGGCUCUCUUCUCGUUACCACCUCUCGCGACAAGAAGCUCCGUAUCUGGGAUGUUCGUCAGGAGCGCCCGGCACACGAGGGUGCUGGACACUCAGGCGCCAAGAACAGUCGUUCCGUUUGGCUGGGAGAGCGCGACCGGAUCGCGACCACCGGUUUCUCCAAGAUGAGUGAUCGCCAACUGGCCCUGUGGGAUAUCCGUGCGGCCCGAGAGCCCAUCAACGGCUUUAAGACCCUGGACUCCAUCUCCGGUGUAUCCAUGCCUUUCUGGGAUGAUGGCACUAACUGCCUGUACCUGGCUGGACGCGGUGAUGGAAACAUUCGCUACUUUGAGCUUGAAAACGACAAGUUCGAGUUCCUUUCUGAGUACAAGUCCGCCGAUCCUCAGCGUGGCGUUGCCUUCAUGCCUAAGCGUGGUGUGAACAUGCACGAGAAUGAGGUCACUCGCGCAUUCAAGACUGUUAAUGAUGGCUAUAUCGAGCCUGUCUCCUUCAUCGUCCCUCGUCGCUCUGAGAACUUCCAGGACGACAUCUACCCACCCACCUUCGGCCUCACCCCGGCUAUGGGCCCGUCAGACUGGCUUUCUGGCAAGGAGGCCAUUCCUCCCAAGAUCUCCAUGGCCAAUCUGUUUGACGGAAACGGCUUGAAGGAGAUUUCCCCUGUGCAGGAGAAGCCAACCGGCACUAUGGAUGCUCCCGCGCCCAAGGUUGCCGAGCCUGAGAUCAAGCAGCCCGAGCCCAUGGCACCCAAGACUGCUCCCGAGCCUACUCCCGAGCCUACCCCAGAACCCACCCGUGUGACCCGUCCCGCUCCAUCUAUGAAGGAGCAGGGUGCCUCCAUGGCUGCUAUGGUCAACAAGUUUGCCGAUGAUGAAGAGACCGCUCCCGUCGAAGAGGAUGACUCCAGCUUCGAGGAGGUUUCUAAACCAGUUGAGCGUACUGCUCGCUCCCCCGUUGCCGAGUCAUCUUCGCCACGGGUCAGCAGCCCAUUGCGUCCCAAGGAGAUUGAGACUAAGCCCCAGCCUGUUCCUUCCGUCCAAGUCACCCCCGUUGCCUCGUCGCCCGCCAGUGAGAGCAGCGUGUCCACUACUACUGUUUCCAAGGAGAUCGAAGAGAUUAAAAACUUGAUUGCUGAGCAGACCAAAACCAUUGCCGAACAGGCCCAGCAGGUGCAGACACUGACUGCAGAGAUUGAGGCGCUGAAGACCAAGCUGAACUAA
Messenger RNA from Penicillium malachiteum, 1791 nucleotides. Its product is annotated as coronin. Gene Ontology annotation, biological process: actin filament organization. Gene Ontology annotation, molecular function: actin filament binding. NCBI's taxonomy places the organism in Eukaryota, Fungi, Ascomycota, Eurotiomycetes, Eurotiales, Aspergillaceae. The transcript has 9 exons. The record is from RefSeq and is a predicted model, not a curated record. Bases 1 to 1791 code for a protein of 596 amino acids.